Mollisia scopiformis is the source of this 3489-nucleotide messenger RNA. RefSeq lists its product as uncharacterized. NCBI's taxonomy places the organism in Eukaryota, Fungi, Ascomycota, Leotiomycetes, Helotiales, Mollisiaceae. Gene Ontology annotation, molecular function: protein binding. The transcript is spliced from 4 exons. Bases 435 to 3350 code for a protein of 971 amino acids. The record is from RefSeq and is a predicted model, not a curated record.
AGCUCUCGAGACCAGUUCUCACUUGUUGGGCUUUACGACAUGGAUUCAAACAAAUCGCGGGGUAGAUCUCCAUUGCCGUAUGGCUGACGGCUUCCACCUUGGAAGACUUGUUCUGAAUUAUAUUGCGGUGAUCUUUUCUGUUGCAGACAGAAUCGCAUUGACAGAUUAUGUCUGCAGAUGGAGUCGCAAGACAUGGCAGUAUUCAAAGCUAAGCCACCACCUAAGAGAGAAACAAUCGGACGUCGAUUGUUCUACUGUGCAGCCUUGUCAGUCGCAGCGGCAAGGCAAAUCGACCAGGCUUUGCCAAGAAGUGAAAAGGAAAGCAAGCCGUGUGCAGCCUCACUUGAAGCAUGCAACAAUCUACUCCUCUCAGCGAAGAUAUCGUAAAGAUAAUCCUUCCCUAAUGUUAUUUUGAGUAUUGUCGUCGUCCAAGGAUGGACGUUGACAAUCUUACACUUGCGAGGGAGGAAAGAGCGAGCGCUUGGGCGCUUGCCAAGGCCCGCUCCAUCGACGACCUCGAACCUUCAGAACGACAACUCUACGACAAUGCCACCCUCGAGAACAUAUACUAUUCCACCAGCAAUACCGUCAGAAGCGAUGGAGAGAACAGCAAGACUCGAAAUGUCAUCCGAAAGCUGGGGCCAUUGGUUUCUGCCAUCCAAAGCUAUGGCACUGCCAUGGACGCCUUCUCCCAGAUAGCCCCGCUCUAUCUCAGUCCCAUAUGGGGAUCUAUCCGAGUUCUACUGGUGGCUGCAGAUGCGCAUAAGAAGUUCUAUUCAAAGAUAGUCGAUGUGCUGGAAAGAGUUGGGGAUAUUCUCCCAAGAUUUCGUGAUUAUGAACGAAUAUACCAUCCACAGAAACACCCACGCCUCACUCAAGCCAUUUCGAAUGCAUAUCUCGACAUCAUAACACUAUGUACGAAUUUCCGGCAGACAAUUCGAGACCAUCAAGCUUCCAAAGUUCGCAGAAUUUUCAAACCAUUGUCGAAUAAUCUACAGUCCGACGAGGCAAUCGAGAAGUUUCGGCAACAUAGGCAAAACGUUGAGGAUGAAGCCAACUUGUGCCACAUGAUAGAAGCCUCCGAGGAAAGAGAGACUCGCAUGACGCUGUUUGCUGUAGAACGACGACGACGAUUACUUGCCCGUUUGUCCAAUGUCGAUUGCACUCGGAAACAUUGCAAACUCAAGAAUACACGGCAUAAAGGAACGGGCAUUUGGCUACCCCAACAUCCAGAAUAUAUCAAGUGGGAAUCAAAUCCCAAGUCAGCAGUCUUGUGCUGUCAUGGCAUACCUGGAUGUGGCAAGUCUGUUCUAGCCUCGACGAUCAUCGACUCCACGGAAGACAACAAACGUGCCAUAUUCUACUAUUGCGAUUAUGCCGACAAAAGGACUCUUUUUCCAUCAAAUGUGUUUGGCACGCUAGCUCGCCAAAUCUUGGAGAGACAAGAGACCCUUCCAGAACCUCUCGCACCUACCAUUGAACGAGCAGAGCAUGAUGGUGAUCGACUUACAGAUCACUCCGAGGCCUUUCGUUUACUUGUACAGUGCAUCGAGAUUGCAACUCACCCACUCUGCAUUGUUCUCGACGGCCUUGAUGAAUGUACGGAACAUUCGCAGAAAAUCAUCUGUGAUGGGCUUCAACAUCUUCUGCAUCUCGAUAAUUUGAAAUUGAAGGUUUUUAUAACAGCUCGAGCAGAGUUAGAAUCAUCGCUCAAACUCAGGCCAUCUAUCUCAUCAUUGAGCAUAUCAAUUUCUUCAGCAACAAUAGCUCUGGACAUUGGUUCCUAUGUCCGAGCAUCAACCAGACAUCGAAUAUCCAAUGGAUCGCUAGUCAUGCAAGAUCCAAGCCUAGAGGAGUUGAUUGUCGACAAACUUGUGAAUGGCGCUAAGGGCAUGUUUCUGUGGGUAGAGUUCCAGCUCAACGAUCUGUGUGAUGCCGAAUCUGACUGCGGCAUCAAAAAUGUUCUCGAAAAUCUGCCUCGAAGCUUAAGCGAAACUUACGACCGCCUCCUAAGCCGAAUUGAAGGACGAGAUCGAGCGACCAUGAUCGAAAGAAUGUUCAAGUGGCUCGUGUGUGCUCGCCAACCACUUCGCGUCGAAGAGCUACGCGAAGGAGUGGCCUUCACCAUUGACGACCUCGAAUGGGAUCAAGACAAGAUUGUUACGGAUCUGAAUCGCUUGGUCCGCGCAUGCUCCAAUCUAGUGGUGAUUGAUGUAGAGACGCAGAUUGUACAGCUAUCCCACUAUACUGUCGAGCAAUAUCUUCUUCAGAAUGAUGCUGCGGCUUUCCAUUUUACGCGAGAAGACGCUGAAAUUAUGGCUGGAGAAUUCUGUCUUGCCUAUCUGUCAUUCUCAAACUUCGAGACAAAAGUUACACCUUACCGGGAAAACACGAAUACGAACUUGGUUGCGCUUGGAAGAAUUGCCCAAAACAGAUUGCUGGUUUCUCCAUAUCACCCUGGCCAAGCUGCCAUCAGAGCGUGGAAUAGUAUCAGAAAAUCUGAUGUAUCUCCAAUCGAUUUUGACAUGACGGAAUACACGAGGAAACGACCCGUAAUUCACAAGACAUCGGAAUUCUCAUGUUUACAGUAUGUAAUCGACAACUGGCUUGUACAUACCGGGCCAGUUCUGCAACAAGGAGUCGAUCAAGAUAAUCGCUCCCAUAGAAUCAACCAAUUAUUCCGGGACUUGGUUUUACACAAAGAAUUGCCAUUCGAGUUUCGUCCAUGGGCUGGCCACCUCCCUAUUGAUGACACUCGAGUUCCGAAGGCUCUUUUUGGCUGGGGGCUAAUGAAAAAUCACUCUUCAUUAAUCCAAUUAGCGCAAAACAUUCUAUCAUCACAACCACCUCCAAGUCAAUGGUAUCCUUGGUACGAUGACAGCAUUUUGGGGUGGAGGUCGUUUUAUCGUCACAAUUGUUUUGAUGAGUCUCGGUACAAACACCCAAACGCAGAUUGCUUGGAGGAUUCUUACGUCUUAGAGACACCAAGCCCCUCCUGGAUAUUCUCUAAGCUUCUAGCAGCUUGUCGAAAGGGCCACAUAGAAGCCGUCAAAUCGUCCGGAAUAAUGGACAUGGCAGCGGCUUAUGAUAUGAGCAGUGACCGCUCCCAGCUUCUUCACUAUUCCAUCGUAGUCGUUGCCAUGAACGGACACUUACCUGUUCUUGAGUAUUUCUUGCCCCUGUCUGUUGCAUCCAGAACAAGUACUAAAAUCAUGCAUGCUGGCUCCGGAUACUUUCUGAAUGCUUUAGAGUAUGGAAUAUUAUCUGGGCACUUGGAGAUUGUUCGGGUCCAUUCGCUGCGGGGCAGAAGGUUGAGUUGUUUGUUGAUAACGAUAGCUUCUACUCUCUGAUUACCGAUGCUUUCCAUAGGUUGCAAUCCGAGAAGCUGGCAAUUCUUUUCCGUCUAGGUUCAGUCUCUUCAAGUGAUGACCACGCUAUUUUUGCGUUGAUCCGAGCCGUCCAAAAGGGCGACUCUGGGGUGGUCGAGAC